ACUCCGCAGUGGUGGCUUUUUUCGGUGCCGUCUUUAUCCAAGUCCGGCCCUCCUGGACACUCCUGCCUCCCCGCUACUCCUCUCUCCCCGCACCAGCCAUGUCGUCCAACAUCAACAUCAGCCAGGUCGACCCCACGGCGCCGACACCGCAAAACACGCCCCUCAGCCACGCCCCCAUCGCGCAGGGUCUCUCGCGGCCGACCGUCCCAGACAUCAGCGAGGACAAUGAGCCAGAGGAGGAGGAGGAGGAGUCGGGCAUCCAGCAGGCCAUGCAGGGCCUCGUCAGCGCGAAGCUCGCCACCCUCAUCGGCAAGAGCUCCGGCUACGUCGAGAGCCUCCCAGAGAACGUCCGGAAGAGCGUUGAGGCGCUCAAGGGCGUCCAGGUGAGGCAGGUCGAGCUGCAGAACCAGUACAAGCGCGAAUGUCUCGAGCUCGAGAAAAAGUACCACGAGCUGCAAAAACCGCUGUUCGAGCGUCGCUUCAAGAUCCUCACUGGGGCCGAGGAGGCGACCAUGGCAGAGGUCGAGGCCGGCGAGAAGGAGUGGGCCAAGGAGGACGAGGAGUAUCGACCUCUCGGCACAGAGGCGACCUACCCGUCCGUCGCCAUCCCCGAGUUCUGGCUCACCGCGCUGCGCAACCAUGUUGGCCUGUCGGAGAUCAUCACAGAUCGCGACGGCGACGCCCUCAAGCACCUCGUCGACAUUCGUCUCGAGUACCUCCCCACCACGGACACCAAGCCCGGCUUCAAGCUCAUCUUCGUCUUCACCCCGAACGAAUUCUUCGAGAACUCGGUGCUCGAGAAGACGUAUAUGUACCAGGAGGAGGUUGGCUACACGGGCGAUUUCAUGUACGAUCAUGCGAUUGGCACGGAGAUCAAGUGGAAGGAGGACAAGGACCUCACGAAGGAGUUUGAGAUCAAGAAGCAGAGGAACAAAAACACGAACCGGACGCGUUUAGUGCGGAAGGCAAAGCCAACGGACUCGUUUUUCAACUUCUUCGCGCCCCCGCAGCCACCGAGCGAUGACGACGACGUUGAUGGGGAAGAGCUCGAGGAGCUCGAGGAAAAAUUGGAGAUGGACUACCAGAUCGGCGAGGAUAUCAAGGAGAAGAUCAUUCCCCGUGCGAUUGACUACUUCACCGGCCGCGCGCUUGAGUUUGAGGACUUCGAGGACGACGAUGACUUUGAGGAUAUCGAUGAUGAGGAUGACGACGAGGACCACUUCGAGGAUGAGGACUCGGAGUCGGACGAUGCGUCGCCCGCACAACGGCGGCGCAUGCCCGCGAAGGGCGGCGCGGGCGCGAACCAGAACGUGAAUCCGGAGGAGUGUAAGCAGCAGUGAUCGCGCGUGUCCUUCGCUGCUUGCCCGUGGAGUGUAGCAUGGUGGAGUCUGGCUGUGUCCCCCUCGUCAUUGUCGGUUGGAAGGUCCUGGUAUGCAAUCUGGUAGGUCAUCAAUCGUGUUGUUGUUCAAUCAUACGUACGUACGCCCGGGAAAACGUAAUGUUGUCAUGCUUGUAUUCAUUAUUCACGCUCUCCCCAUCCCACCCCGUGCUCUCGUACUGUCUGCGUCUUGUGCCUUGAUAUCUCUCGACGAAAACAAAUGAUGUUCAGGUGCCUCGUGUGUCUUCUCAUUCUCAUGGUCGUGGAUCUGCCCGGCGGAGAGAAGGAUGGCGGGAACGAUUUUGACAACCUCAGCUGCGGAUCGAGUGUUUCGGGGGUGAAGCGAGC
Molecule: messenger RNA, 1726 nt
Organism: Fomitopsis serialis
Lineage: Eukaryota; Fungi; Basidiomycota; Agaricomycetes; Polyporales; Fomitopsidaceae
Product: nucleosome assembly protein
Exons: 5
Coding region: 99-1340 (413 amino acids)
Biological process (GO): nucleosome assembly
Cellular component (GO): nucleus; chromatin
Molecular function (GO): histone binding; chromatin binding
Source: RefSeq, a predicted model, not a curated record